Molecule: messenger RNA, 2987 nt
Organism: Acanthochromis polyacanthus (spiny chromis)
Lineage: Eukaryota; Metazoa; Chordata; Actinopteri; Pomacentridae
Product: LIM/homeobox protein Lhx1-like
Exons: 5
Coding region: 458-1657 (399 amino acids)
Biological process (GO): regulation of transcription by RNA polymerase II; neuron differentiation
Cellular component (GO): nucleus
Molecular function (GO): DNA-binding transcription factor activity, RNA polymerase II-specific; RNA polymerase II transcription regulatory region sequence-specific DNA binding
Source: RefSeq, a predicted model, not a curated record
GCUUCUCUCACACCGAGAGCUCGUCAGAGGAAAACAUGGAACACAAAUGACAAUGCUGAGCGUACUGACAGCUUUUCCUGUUAUUUUUCCCUGCUUUAGACAACACUGAGGAUAUUUUGAUUCAGCAGACACUAAUGGGCAGCUCAUUUUUCUGUCCCAUUACAGCGUCGGAUCAUCUCAGCGGGCCCUCUGAUCUCCAGUCCCAGUUUCAGAAAUGCAGUCUGAUAGUUCUUGUGCGCAAUUAAUGUGCGGUUCGGAGCCGCAUGUGGAUUGUUGUUCUGUGGAACAGAAGUCCUGCCUUUAGUCUCACGGAUGGUGCCACUCAGACCCGUUUGGAUACAGUGGAUUUCCUGGAUCAUAUAAGAACGCUCAGUAGAGUCAGUGUCGAGGGACGUUGGAGAGAAAGAAAGAGUUUAUUUCUCACAAGCUGGACUUGGGAAUAAGUCCAGGCAAGACGAUGCUGCAGUGUGCCAAUUGUGAGAAACCUAUUCUUGAUAGGUUCUUGCUCAAAGUUUUGGACAGACCGUGGCACAUUAAAUGUGUCCAGUGCUGCGAGUGCAAAUGUAGUUUGACAGAGAAGUGCUUUUCACGAGAGGGAAGACUGUACUGUAAGAAUGACUUCUUUAGGAGAUUUGGCACCAAAUGUGGCGGCUGCGCUCAGGGGAUUUUACCCAGCGAUCUUGUCCGCAGAGCCAAGAGCAAAGUGUUUCACCUGAACUGUUUCACCUGUGUGAUGUGCAACAAACAGCUGUCCACCGGAGAGGAGCUCUACAUCCUGGACGAAUUCAAGUUCGUUUGUAAAGAGGACUAUCAGAACAACAACGGGAAGGACACAAUCCUCCUUUCAGUAACGACGUGCAGCGACCCCAGCAUGUCCCCGGACUCCCAGGACCCGCAGGACGACGGGAAGGACUCAGAAAGCGGACAUUUAUCUGAUAAAGACGCUUGCAGCAACGAGAACGACGAGCAGAGCGCCGUCGGGAAGAGACGCGGGCCUCGGACCACCAUAAAAGCCAAGCAGCUGGAGACACUGAAAGCGGCUUUCGCGGCUACACCGAAGCCCACCAGACACAUCAGAGAGCAGCUGUCACGGGAGACCGGCCUCAGCAUGAGAGUCAUCCAGGUUUGGUUCCAAAAUCGGAGGUCUAAAGAGAGACGCAUGAAGCAGCUGAGCGCUCUGAGCUCUAGGAGACACGUGUUUUUCCGCAGCCCGAGGAGGAUGAGAGCUCUGGGUGAGAGGCUGGAACCAGGAGAGCUGGGACACUUCUCUUACUAUGGAGAUUAUCCUGGUGAAUACUAUGGCUCAGGAGGGAAUUAUGAGUACUUCCAAGGCCCACCAUCGUCCCAGGCUCAGACUCCAGCAGACCUGGGCUUUGUGCCCUCCACGGUCCCCGCUGGCACCCCAUUAGGAGCCAUAGACCACCACCAUCCGGGGCACCACUGUCCCGGAGAGGUCCAGUGUUUCCCUGACACUAUGUCCCACCAUCCUGCGGACUCACCCAGCCCGGAGCCCGGAGGACCCGGUUCCAUUCACAGCAUAUCCAGUGAAAUGUGUGGCCCCAGCACGCCCUUCACCACUGUGACUCUCAGUGACAACGGAUACACCAACCAGCUGUCACAACCCUCCUCAGAAAUGAGCGAAGGUACUGUCUGGUAGACCCAGGCAACGCCGAACUGUAAGGCACAAAUUGGAUUUCGAAGUCAAAUCUAUGCGGUUUUUUUGUUAGAUUUUCAAAAAUGUAUUAUUUAUUUAUUUAUUUAUUUAUCUAUUUAUUUGUGUUGCUGUUGCUUUCAUUUUAACUAUUUAUAAAUCUCUAUAUUCGUAUGUCAGCUGUUUAUUGACUAGCCAAUCAAUACUUUUAAAACUCUGUGAAUGUGAAUUCGUUCAUACAUUCACAGUGCUGGACCUCACUGAUCAAGCAAUAAACAAAUACAUUUAUAGGCUGCACAAAGUGUUUUUCCCCCCGUGCUGCAUACAGUACUGUGCAAAAGUUUGAGGCACUUUACAUGUUUUUACAUCAUUAAAUAACAUCAAAGAGGGUUGUGAUCAGUCCCAGAUAUAAGCUCAAACAUCCAGUCAGAUUCAUGAUGAACAACCUCCAGUGACUGGUAGGACAAGGAGUUCUGAAUCAGAUGGUUUGGCCUCCACAAAGCCCUGAUCUCAGCAUCAUUAAUUCAGUCCGGGGUUAGAUAAAGCAACCGAGAACCUAAAUCCACAGAAGAACUUUCAAAUUCUUCAGGAUAACUGGAAAUUAACUGCCACAUAUCCUGAAAAAUGCAUGUUAAAAGGCUGUGGUCACGCUAAAUGUUCCCUUGUUUGACAUGUUUUCUGUUAAGUGCACUUUGUAUAAAGUUAAUUGAAAAAUAAAAAUUACUAAAAAAAUCACUUUACCUUUAGUACUUAAAUUUUGCGCAGCACUGUAUAUGACAUAAUUGUCCUUAAAAUUUUCAUGACAGUAUUUUUUUUUCACCUUUGGGUGUUCUACACAUGCUGACAAACAGCAAUCUCCAUCCAUGACUUCAUGUGUAAUACCAGAGUUUAUCACUUGAUAACAGAUUAUGAUUGUGAUGUUAAAUACAUCUGACCAAAAAACAUCUCAGGACUGCUGAAACAUUAUUAUUAUUAUUUUUUAUUUGUUACACUGUUUCUUCAUUAUUUGCUGUCCAACAAUUUUGCCUUCAGAACAGUAUCUUUAUAUCGGAAUAUUUUAUAUGUCAGAGAAAAUGAUUUGACUUUGAGUCCAGGCUUAUAUAUAACAAUGGACAAUAAUGUACAGAAGAGUCAAUUGUUUACUUCAGGCUCCAGUGUUCAGGGGGUUGAAUUUCAGCUGAAAUAAACCUCAUCAUCCUGAUGGACAAACCAUUUAAUGCAAAGAAACCAAAAUUUUGUAGCUGUUUUAUUUAUGUGGUCACUCACUGUGCUAGUUUGUAUUAUGUCCUCAUUAAAAAAAACAACAACUAAUAAACCGCUGCCAAAUGAAAGCACA